AUGCGGUUUCGAUCACCUUUGUGCCUUUUUCGGGCUGUCUUUUGGCUUUCAACGUUUUCUUUCGCUGCUUGGAUCCCUAAAGUUGUUUAUGAUGUCUAUCAAUUUCCGAAUGAAACCUGGGUAGAAAACAUUGCAGUGCGGUCAAACGGAGAGCUUGUUGUGACUCUUCUCGAUCGACCUGAACUUUAUUUGAUCAAUCCGUUUAAGCCCCAGGCUGCUACCUUGUUGUGGUCUGCUCCUGAGGUAUUAGGCCUCCUGGGGAUCGUGGAGGUUCAGCAGGAUCGCUUUGCAGUGAUUGCUGGGAACUAUUCCGUCGCCACAGCGUCCACCAAGAAAGGAUCGUAUAGUGUGUGGAUGAUAGAUCUGCGACCUUUCCAAGGCAUGGAAGGAAGUGUUAUUACCCCACCUAAUAUCACCAAGAUUACCGACAUCCCGGAGGCCAUCUUCCUCAAUGGAAUGACCACACUCGGCGAUGGCAACAACACUUUGUUGCUCGCUGAUUCUGGGGCAGGAAAUGUCUUGGGCCUUGAUUUACAGACCAACACCUAUCACAGAGUAAUGAAAGAUGAUACCAUGGCACCAGGCCCUCCACUUUAUCUCGGAAUUAAUGGCAUCCACCUGUACCGCGACUAUCUCUACUAUACAAACACUGCACAACUUCUCGCUCGGAUACCCAUCCAUCCAAAUGGCACCAGUGCUGGUGAGGCUGAGGUCAUUGUUCGCAACUACGUCGGCGAUGACUUUGCUAUUGACCGUGCCGGUAAUAUAUAUGUCGCCGAAGACCUUGGGAACGCUCUAUAUAAGUAUGGAGUGGAUGGAACCGUUCGGGUCAUUCUUGGCUCUAACAACUCUUCCGUGAUUGCGGGUGACACAGCUGCCCAGUUUGGACGCACCUGUAUCGACGAAGAUAUCUUGUAUAUCACCACGAAUGGAGGGAUGGCUAAUCCAGUCAACGGCACGGUUGUUGGUGGAAAAGUGGUGGCAUUCGAUACUAAAUCGAUAUUGGACGAUGCGAGUAGAGCGCAGUCUUCACGACCAAGGACCAAACUCCUGUAA
Messenger RNA from Aspergillus nomiae NRRL 13137, 1056 nucleotides. RefSeq lists its product as uncharacterized. NCBI's taxonomy places the organism in Eukaryota, Fungi, Ascomycota, Eurotiomycetes, Eurotiales, Aspergillaceae. The transcript has a single exon. The record is from RefSeq and is a predicted model, not a curated record. Bases 1 to 1056 code for a protein of 351 amino acids.